UGGGUGGGAAUGUUGAGGCCCUUCGCGUACCCCUCCUUUUGUCCUCAGAACGCCAGGCUUGUGGUAGGUGCUGGACCUUGUCUUCGAGCGUGAGAGGCGGGACCACCAUGGAGGGCCCUGCUAAUGCUGAGGGUGGUCCAGAAGGACACGAUGGAGAUAAUCGUGUGGGAGGUGGCCCUGCAUACCCUACAUUUGUUGGAGGCCAGGAAGGUGCAGGAGAAGAAUGUGCUAAUGGCAGGGAACAUCCUCAAGGGGAGGGAGCGGUACAGGGACCAGUGCCGGGUGGAGAUGCCUCAGCCGGAGUCACUGAGCAGAAACCACUGGAGUUGCACCUCACGGUGCCUUUCUGCUAUUCUUUGGAUGCUGAGAUUGCCUACUUGCACCUGAGCCCAGUAGCUGGGUCCCUUCCUGAAGGAGUUCACAUGGAGAUCACUGUGGAUGGCAAAGUCCUGAAUAUCCUGUUAAUUGCGGAAAAUUCCCACCUUCUAGAGAUUUGUAUUUCUGCCUUGCUGCACCAGCUCUGCACCGUGAUUCCCGUAUUUGGCAAUUACCAGACUUAGUCUCUGGACAAGCUUUGGCUGGAAAAGAGGAUUCGGUUUUCUUCAUGUAUCCCCCACCCCCCAGGCAGUCCAUCCUUCCCUAGGGUAGGGAUUCCUGAGGUGCCCUGACACUUUAUUUAAUUCUCUAGAUGGCCCUCUGUUGCGUAAAUGUUUGUUC
Messenger RNA from Fukomys damarensis (Damara mole-rat), 717 nucleotides. Its product is annotated as cancer/testis antigen 1. Lineage: Eukaryota; Metazoa; Chordata; Mammalia; Rodentia; Bathyergidae. Bases 108 to 560 code for a protein of 150 amino acids. The record is from RefSeq and is a predicted model, not a curated record. The transcript has 3 exons.